Messenger RNA from Puccinia triticina, 213 nucleotides. RefSeq lists its product as uncharacterized. The record is from RefSeq and is a predicted model, not a curated record. Lineage: Eukaryota; Fungi; Basidiomycota; Pucciniomycetes; Pucciniales; Pucciniaceae. The transcript is spliced from 2 exons. The coding region runs from base 1 to 213 and encodes 70 amino acids.
AUGUUCCCCAGUAUGCCUUUCCCGUUAAACGACUUGCUGUAUGAUGACGAGCUCGAACAUUUCGCCCUUAUGUACGCUCUCCUAUUCGAAGAAUACGAGGAAGAUGAAGGCGAUGAGGACGAUGAAGGUGGUGAAGAACACGGAGGCGAUGAGGACGAUGAGGAAGAUGGAGAUGAGGAGCAUGAUGAGGAUAUGAAUGCAUGUAUCUUGUAG